GCGCCCGGAGGCGGGCGGAGGGCGAGGCCGGCGGGGACGGCGGGAGCCGCCCGCCCGACCGCGAGCCCCGAGUCGGUAGAUGGGGCUGCGCGGCACCCGCGGCUGAAGAGAGGAGCGGCGGCGCGGAGGCGGCCGAGGUGCGAGCCGAAAUGCAGCAAGUUUUAGAAAACCUUACGGAGCUGCCCUCAUCUACAGGAGCAGAAGAAAUAGACCUGAUUUUUCUCAAGGGGAUUAUGGAGAAUCCUAUUGUGAAAUCACUUGCUAAGGCUCAUGAGAGGCUUGAAGAUUCAAAAUUAGAAGCUGUCAGUGAUAAUAACUUGGAAUUAGUAAAUGAAAUUCUUGAAGAUAUCAGUCCUCUAAUAAGUGUGGAUGAAAAUGUGGCAGAGCUGGUUGGAAUACUCAAGGAACCUCAUUUCCAGUCGCUCCUGGAGGCCCAUGAUAUUGUGGCAUCAAAAUGUUAUGAUUCGCCUCCCUCAAGCCCAGAAAUGAAUAAUUCUUCUCUCAAUAAUCAGUUAUUGCCAGUAGAUGCCAUCCGUAUUCUUGGUAUUCACAAAAGAGCUGGAGAGCCAUUGGGGGUAACAUUUAGGGUUGAAAAUAAUGAUCUGGUAAUCGCCCGAAUCCUUCAUGGAGGAAUGAUAGAUCGACAAGGUCUGCUUCACGUGGGAGAUAUCAUUAAGGAAGUCAAUGGACAUGAGGUUGGAAACAAUCCAAAGGAAUUACAAGAGUUGCUGAAAAAUAUUAGUGGAAGUGUCACCCUAAAAAUUUUGCCAAGUUAUAGAGAUACUAUUACUCCUCAACAGGUAUUUGUCAAGUGUCAUUUUGAUUAUAAUCCAUUCAAUGAUAAUCUGAUACCCUGCAAAGAAGCGGGACUGAAGUUUUCGAAAGGAGAAAUUCUUCAGAUUGUAAACAGAGAAGACCCAAAUUGGUGGCAGGCUAGCCAUGUGAAAGAGGGCGGAAGUGCUGGUCUGAUCCCAAGCCAGUUCCUAGAAGAGAAGAGAAAGGCAUUUGUUCGCAGAGACUGGGACAAUUCAGGACCCUUUUGUGGAACUAUAAGCAACAAAAAAAAGAAGAAGAUGAUGUACCUCACAACUAGGAAUGCAGAGUUUGAUCGCCAUGAAAUUCAGAUCUAUGAGGAAGUAGCAAAAAUGCCACCCUUCCAGCGAAAAACAUUAGUGUUGAUAGGAGCUCAAGGUGUGGGCAGAAGAAGCUUGAAAAAUAGAUUCAUAGUGCUGAAUCCUGCUAGAUUUGGAACAACGGUGCCAUUUACUUCACGGAAGCCAAGAGAAGAUGAAAAGGAUGGACAGGCAUAUAAAUUUGUAUCCCGAUCAGAAAUGGAAGCAGAUAUUAAAGCUGGAAAGUAUUUGGAGCAUGGGGAAUAUGAAGGAAACCUCUAUGGAACUAAGAUUGACUCUAUCCUUGAAGUUGUGCAAACUGGACAUACUUGCAUUUUAGAUGUCAACCCACAAGCAUUGAAAGUGUUGAGGACAUCUGAGUUCAUGCCUUAUGUGGUAUUUAUUGCUGCUCCAGAGCUAGAGACCCUGCGUGCCAUGCACAAGGCUGUGGUGGAUGCAGGAAUCACCACCAAGCUAUUGACGGACUCUGAUUUGAAGAAAACAGUGGAUGAAAGCGCACGAAUUCAGAGAGCAUACAACCACUACUUUGAUUUGAUCAUCGUAAAUGACAAUCUAGACAAAGCCUUUGAGAAAUUACAAACUGCCAUUGAGAAACUAAGAAUGGAACCACAGUGGGUCCCUAUUAGCUGGGUGUACUGAUAAUUCAAUAAGGCUAUCAGUUAAAUAAAACUUAUAAAAAGUGA
This is a messenger RNA of Arvicola amphibius (Eurasian water vole), 1816 nucleotides long. RefSeq names its product protein associated with LIN7 2, MAGUK family member (gene Pals2). Gene Ontology annotation, molecular function: protein binding. Gene Ontology annotation, cellular component: cell-cell junction; plasma membrane. Lineage: Eukaryota; Metazoa; Chordata; Mammalia; Rodentia; Cricetidae. The transcript is spliced from 12 exons. The record is from RefSeq and is a predicted model, not a curated record. The coding region runs from base 150 to 1772 and encodes 540 amino acids.